CGCGCGUGUGAUAAACUUGCAAAAAAAGGUAAUGGGGAAAAAUUCGAGGAAGGGUGAUCCGGACAUCCCGUAUCAACCUCUGAUGGAAGAAAAGCUGGAAGAUCAAAUAAGAACGAGGAGUUCGACGGAUGACUCUGAGGACUUGAAAAAACGGUCUCAUCUACACUUCGAUGAUCCCGUGUUGAAGCAGGUCGAGGAAACGACCAAGGUAACAACCUUCGUUUACGUUGCGACCUUUGUGAUUUCGAUUGGUGGAUUUAUGUUUGGAUAUGACACCGGUGUCAUAAGCAGCGCUAUGCUAUUACUGGAAAAUGAUUUUACCAUGACGGCUCUUCAAAAAGGGAUGGUCGUUGGUGCCACAACUCUUGGGGCUAUUUUCGGCGGACUGACAUCAGGUUCAUUCUCGGAUUUCGUGGGAAGGCGCAUGACCUCUUUAGUUGCCGCGAUAAUUUUUAUCGGUGGGGCACUUAUUCUAUCACUAGCCUCAUCUUAUGAACUCCUGCUAUUUGGAAGACUCGUGGUUGGAAUUGCGGCGGGUGCAUCGUCUCAAAUAGUACCGAUCUACAUAAGCGAGAUUUCUCCGAGGUUUUAUCGCGGUCGUUUGGUCACGGUGAACAUAUUGAUGUGUACUGGGGGACAACUCUUUGCUUACUUGAUCGCCGCAGGAUUUGUGUUUCAGGGAGGGUGGAGAUGGAUGUUUGGCGUCUCGGGAAUUCCCCCUGCGAUACAAUUGAUUUGCAUGAUCUUUAUCCCAGAAAGUCCGCGUUAUCUCGUGCGCAAGGGUAAAAUUGAACAAGCCAAAAGAAUAUUGGCUAAAAUUUAUCCUGGCGCCUACCAAACCUUCUUGAGUCAAGAAAUUGAGAUAAUUCAAGAAACGAUAGCACAAAAUGCGACAGGCUCGUACAAAAAACUCUUCAAAUACCCAAACCUUGGUCCACUUAUAAUUUCCUGCGGGCUACAAUUGUUUCAACAACUUUCUGGAUUUGACACCGCUAUGUAUUACGGGGCAA
Messenger RNA from Acaulospora morrowiae, 1010 nucleotides. The record is from the annotation of a GenBank genome assembly. NCBI's taxonomy places the organism in Eukaryota, Fungi, Glomeromycota, Glomeromycetes, Diversisporales, Acaulosporaceae.